Klebsormidium nitens is the source of this 2066-nucleotide messenger RNA. The record is from the annotation of a GenBank genome assembly. Lineage: Eukaryota; Viridiplantae; Streptophyta; Klebsormidiophyceae; Klebsormidiales; Klebsormidiaceae.
CGUACCGGCCCUUCCUGACGGAAACGUGUUUGGCAGACGGAGGAGGGGCGACGUCACCAGGGCGCAUUUUGUGGUGCUAGCUCUUUUCCUCAACUGCCAGCCUGCCCCAGCAAGUUUUCGUGUAACUAUCUUAGUGUCUUUGAAGUAGGGAGUCCGUUGUCGUGGCCGGUUGUCUUUUUAGGGGCCCGUUUUUUGGUUGAAAGCCCGCUGUUUGCAAGGCCGUCUUUCGAAGAUGGCCCCCUUUUAUGUGCCUACGUCAUUGGAUGAGCGGGUGCUCCGGCCAGAGACUCUGAGCCCCAACAUUAUCAAGGCAGAGUAUGGAGUGCGUGGAGAGAUUUACCUUGAGGCACAGAAGAUGGUGAAUGCAGGGAAGGAGGUAGUCUUCAUGAAUGUGGGCAACCCCCAUGCACUUGGGCAGAAAGCGCUCACAUUUCCUCGACAGGUCAUGGCGCUCUGCCAGGCCCCCUUCCUCCUUGAUGACCCCAACGUGGGGAAGCUCUUUCCCCGCGAUGCGAUUGCGCGCGCGAGGCAGCUGCUGAAAAUGACGGGAAUUGGCGGGGUUGGGGCGUACAGCGACUCCCGAGGGGUGCCGGGUGUUCGGCAGGAAGUCGCGAGGUUCAUCGAACACCGUGACGGGUUUCCCAGUGAUCCGGAGCACAUUUACCUGACCGACGGGGCGAGUCCUGCUGUCAAGCUUGCGUUGCAGUUGCUCAUCAGGGGAGAGCAUGACGGGAUCCUUGUGCCUAUCCCGCAAUACCCGCUAUAUUCCGCAACAGUACAAAUGCUGGGGGGCUCGUUAGUCCCGUACCUGCUAGACGAGAAGAAGGGCUGGGGAAUGAACAUAGACCUGUUGAAGGAGUCCGUGUUGUCAGCUAGACGGAAGGGGAUUAUGGUUCGUGGGUUAGUGGUUAUUAACCCGGGGAACCCUACCGGGCAGUGUUUGGAGAGGGGCGAUCUGGAAGACAUUAUUAAGUUCUGCAUCAAGGAGCGGGUAGCGCUCUUGGCCGACGAGGUCUACCAAGUCAACGUAUACCAGUCGAAGCACCCGUUCGUCAGCUUCAAGAAGGUAUUGUGUGAGAUGGGCGCACCGUACAGCCGGAGCCUGGAGCUCUUUUCGUUCCACACGGUGUCCAAGGGGUUCACCGGCGAGUGCGGGCAGCGCGGGGGCUACGUCGAGUUCACCAACAUUCACCCGGAGGUCCUGGAGCAGUGCUACAAGAUCGUGUCCGUGUCGCUAAGCCCCAACGUCACGGGGCAGCUCAUGGUCGGUAUGAUGUGCAACCCCCCGCAGCCGGGCGACCCGUCGUACAAACAGUACGCGGCCGAGAGCAAGGAAGUGUUGGAGAGUCUAGGUCGGAAGGCGCGCGCGCUGAGCGAGGGGUUCAACAAGUUCAAGAACAUGCAAUGUAACGAAGUCGAAGGUGCGCUGUACGCGUUUGCCAAGCUACAGCUCCCGCCGGGCGCGAUUGCGGCCGCCAAGAAGGCCGGGAAGGCGCCCGACGCGUUUUACUGCCUCGAGUUGUUGAAGGCAACCGGGAUGAGCGCGACGCCCGGGUCAGGGUUUGGCCAAGAAGACGGUACUUUCCAUUUCCGGACGACCAUUCUGCCCGAGGAGGACAUCGUCCCCGGACUCUUGAAAAAGGUAGAGCGGUUCAACGACGAAUUCAUGACCAAGUACAGCACAAUGCAGAGCAGAAUGUAGAAUACUGCUGUGACCGGUUGGGGACCGAUAACCUGUUGCAUUGCGUUGGUCCCUUAGCUAUAGGCCGGCUGAUUCAUCCAAGUGUACACUGUGUUAGGGCUGCGGCCGUUCUUUGUAGGAUAAAGCGUUGCUACUGGCAGUUCGCCCGAUUGGGGGCUCAGAUUAGGUUCGCGUUUCGCUCUGAUGGUUCCGUAUUGCGUGACGGAUAGAUUGAACAGCUGCACGUAAUCGGCUGGUAGAUUUUCGGGCUGGAUCCGUUGCACCUGCCGACCUGAACAGGAGCUAUUUAACCAAUUAUUUAGAAGGUUGCCACAUGCGUAGUCUUAGUAUUUGCAAACGGAUCAUGGAAUCAAUCGGCUGCCAU